Molecule: messenger RNA, 408 nt
Organism: Mesocestoides corti
Lineage: Eukaryota; Metazoa; Platyhelminthes; Cestoda; Cyclophyllidea; Mesocestoididae
Source: the annotation of a GenBank genome assembly
AUGCGACCCAGCCAGUGGAUUAGUGUGAGGGAACUUCCAGAUUUCACAGCGACUCCUCCCCCAGCAUGGUCAAGAGGUUUUAGUGGCUGCUGCAUGGCAAGGGAUCACUUUGAGGGCCUCAGUCCUCAAAUGGCAGCCGUGGCAAACGUGAGCGCGCAGCGAAAAGAUUCACGUGGAACUGAAAUAAUGUCUGCUACGCACACCGAAGGUCUAGAUGUUUUCGAGGGUGGGACGAUAGAGGUGCCUGCGAAGAAAAAAAAGAACUUCUUCGUGGAAAAUUGGUUCAUGAUCACGACAAUUAUCGGUGUGGUGAUAGGGUUUGGUGUCGGCUUCGGCAUCCAGAAGGUUGGUAUCAGUGAAGCUGGCAAAAUCUGGAUUGGUAAGCUCGAUCUUUUGUGCCACUGGUAA